AUGCCCGCGACUGUCCACGGCGACUCGAACAAGCAGAGCUCAAACCCUACGAUCCAACAUGCCUCCCCGUUGCGAAACCCGCCCUACCCCGCCAACCUCCACUACACCCCGGCGUCUCCUCGAGCGUCGUCGGAGUCCCGGCGCACGCCAUCUCCACAUAUCCGUCCAGGUACUCCCUCUAGCAUCCACUCCUCUUCCAGCGAGUGCGGCGACAACGACAUCAUACCCCCGUACCAUCCCCUUGCUCCUCGAACGCUCGUGCUCUGUUUCGAUGGAACAGGGGAUCAGUUUGAUUCCGAUAACUCCAACGUUGUCAAGUUCUUCAGCCUCCUGAAACGAGAUGAUCGGCGGGAGCAAAUGACUGGCAUUGGGACCUACACCAACCUACAGAUGGUCACAUCCAUCGGGGCCUCUGUUGCCAAGACCCUUGACGAGGCUAUUGCGUGGAACCUCGAGUCGCACGUCAUGGAGGCUACGAACGAAGCCGGCGACAAGAUCUGCCUGUUCGGUUUCUCCCGCGGCGCGUACACCGCUCGCGCCCUCGCAGGCAUGCUGCACAAGAUGUACUCGCGCACGGACGAGGUCGGCUGGCAGCAGAGCACCGCGUUCAAGAAGGCGUUCUCCGUCGACGUCUCCAUCGAGUUCAUCGGGGUUUGGGACACCGUCUCGUCCGUGGGCCUCAUCCCGCACCGGCUGCCGUUCACGACGUCGAACACGGCGAUCCGCACCUUCCGCCACGCGCUCUCGCUCGACGAGCGCCGCGCGAAGUUCAAGGCGAACCACUGGAACCGCCCGACGGAGUGGGAGGCCCGCCUGGGCACGCACCCGGGCGAGAUGCCGCGGCCGGUCGCGCGCGGGAGCGUCGCGCUCCGCAAGCAGUCGCACGCGCGGACGACGAGCGAGGGCGGGAAGAAGGGACGCGCGAUGUCGCCCAAGCGGAUCGCGGACGCGCUGAAGAUCGUGACCGGGUUCGGAAAGGGGGACAAGGAGGAGAAGGCGGGCUCGCCCGUCGUCGCCAAGGCGAAGCUGUUGAAACGGAGUCCCCGGACGGCGUUCGCGCCUCCGUCGUCGCCGAGGUCGAGAGCGACAAGGAGAAGCGCGGCCAUCGUCGAAGACGCUGCUGGGGCUGCUGCGAAGGCGGCGAGGCGGUGCGGACGUGUCGAGAGGGGCGGAGGCCGCAGCACAGACGGGCAGCAAGUUGUGGUCGGGAGCGCGAGAGCCGUGAGCACGUUCGCGCGCAAGCCGACGAGGAAGCGGAUGACGGAGGAGGAAGAGACGUUCGACCGCACGGCGCUCCUCGCCGGGGAAACAGACGUGAAGGAGGUGUGGUUCGCGGGAUGCCACGCCGACGUCGGCGGAGGAUCCGUCUCUGACACCGAGCGCCACUCGCUCGCGCGCAUCCCGCUGCGUUGGAUGGUGCGCGAGUGCUUCCGCACGCACACCGGCAUCCGCUUCCAUGCCGAGCUCCUCAAGGACAUCGGCCUCGAUCCUGCCGCCUUGUGGCCCACCGCGACAAUGCCACUUGAGUUCGGCCCUGGCCUUGCGCACGCACCCCAGCUGCCCCCAUUGAUUCCCGCUCCGGGUAUAGCACUGGAACCGGCGACCCCGCCCGAGAGGCCGCGCGAACACGUGGAGGAGCUCGAGCAGAGGGUGCUGCUCGCGAUGCGCGCAAACGCCCACGGGCCAUCGCCGUACCCGACGUCGCACCAGGUCUCGCAUCGCAUCCGCACACGCCCCCGCACCACGCGCUGCACCACUGCCAAACGAACCCCUGCCCCCCCAGCGACGGUCACGGCACGGAGAAGUCAGAGUCGGGGCACAUGCGCACGUCUCGGUCUCGACGCAGCGCACGCUCGUCAACACACACCGGUGGCCCCCGAGCGGCUUCCACGGCGGCAAGCCAUGGACGACGCGGACACCGACCUCGUUGUGAACGAAGUUGAGGAGGAGCGCCGGGACGCGAUGUGCCAGCUCUACGACCAGCUCGCGCUCAAGUGGUUCUGGUGGGUGCUGGAGAUCAUGCCGCUGCAGCAGCGCAUGCAGCGCAAGAACGCGACAUGGAAGAAGUUCCGGACGUUCAACAUGGGUCGCGGACGUGCAGUCCCGCUGGACCUGGAACGGCCGUACGCCUACGUUCAUAGGAGCGUCAAGCAUCGCAUGGAGGCCGCCAACCUCAAGGGCGGCCCUUACAAGCCCAAGGCCAGCUUCGGCGACGUGAAGAUGGUUUUCGUCGACUGA
Messenger RNA from Epithele typhae, 2238 nucleotides. RefSeq lists its product as uncharacterized. The record is from RefSeq and is a predicted model, not a curated record. The transcript has 10 exons. NCBI's taxonomy places the organism in Eukaryota, Fungi, Basidiomycota, Agaricomycetes, Polyporales, Epitheliaceae. The coding region runs from base 1 to 2238 and encodes 745 amino acids.